Molecule: messenger RNA, 2394 nt
Organism: Copidosoma floridanum
Lineage: Eukaryota; Metazoa; Arthropoda; Insecta; Hymenoptera; Encyrtidae
Gene: Cow
Product: Proteoglycan Cow
Biological process (GO): anatomical structure development
Molecular function (GO): collagen binding; extracellular matrix binding; calcium ion binding
Source: RefSeq, a predicted model, not a curated record
AUGUCUAUAUCUCCAACUAUAAAGACAGGUCACAUUUUGAUCGGGUGCCACUAUGAAGUGCAAUGGAUGUUUGGACACUUGGAUACGGACAGUAGUGGUGAGCUUUCAGUGUUAGAGCUCUAUGGACUCAAGCACGACCAGAACGAGCCAUGUCUAAAGCCAUUUCUUGAUGCGUGUGACAUUAACAGUAAUACCUUCGUGAGUGGACCCGAAUGGUGUGGUUGCUUUUCGAUGGCAGAGAGACCAUGUGCAGCAGUACGUAGACGAUCGCCAUCUGAAGUGGCACCAAGCUGUGAUUCCCAGGGCUUUUAUCAAAGCACACAGUGUCACAAGAGUUUAAGGAUAUGCUGGUGCGUCAACAAACAUGGCAUUGAGAUUCCCGACACACGUGUUUUGGGCUCGAAACCUGACUGUGAUUCAGUCAUAAUCAAAAAGGGUAACGGCGCUGUAGACUCGAACAGCGUGGAUCUCGAAGAUGACGAGGACUCAGCGCAGGAUCUGGAGGGUUCAGCAGAUAUUCCAUUGGAAUUUUAAAAAAUAGAGCUUCUACCAUGCAACCAGGAGAACAACAUCCAGCUGUAAAAACUACAGGAAGAGAGUAAUAUAUGCAGAAUGAGAGAUUUAACAAAACACAUGAGUUCGAGCAAAUGGUAAAUACUUACUUAGAAGUGAAUCCAUGCAAAAAAAAAACUCAAAGAAAAUGCUGAUACGAGAAGACACCAUGGCAUACACCGUGUGUUUAUUACAAUACUAUUGAUUCAGAGGCUCAAAUAGUAAUAAAAUAAGCAUGUCACUUUAAACUUAAAGUACCAUGUACUAAGUAAUCCUACUUUAAAAUGGGGGUUGUUUCAGAAGAGAACCCAUCUAAAAAAGCAUUACCACCGUUAACCACACUGAAAUCUAAAUUUCUUUAGUUAAUGCAUUAAUUAUAAAAAAAAACUAUGCUACAAAUUUUACUGCAAAGCAAGUCAGCUAUUAGUUUCGAGGUCAACAACAGGGAUUUGAUGUAUGAAACUCAAAUAAGUUAAUGAAGCAUCGAUGUUGCCAUUUUUUACACAAGUUGUUUUUGAAAACGGUGUAGUUGCGUUUUAUGAUUGAGUGUAACCACUUAAAAGUAGUAAACAGCCUUAACUGACAAAAAAGAUAAGAAUUUUUUCUAUUUUAUAAAGGUUUAUUUUGACAGGUGUAUAAAUACCAGCAUGUCUGAUAUCACAUGAGUUAUAUAGAAUGGAAAAGUAAGCGAGACUUAACAGCUGAUUUCUUAUUUUUUCAAUAAAUUAUACAGCACUAAUUAAAUCGAUAUUGCUACUGACUGGCUCCAGUACAAAUGCCCUUUAACACUAUUGCAAGGAUCUAAUAAAUAUAUAUAUAUACAUUUUAGUUCUUAUAGUUAGUGAGAGAAAGAGACAAUAAAAGUUUAAUGACGUCACUAAGACGGUCCCGCGCUGAAAUUUUGGAACAACAAGCUUACGCAGUUUUGCAUUUUCAGGGGUAAUGGGAUGAGAAAGGAGAACUUAGGUCUGGAAUUCAGAAAAUCGUUGCUGACUUUUAGUUUUUAUGCUACCAACAAGAGGUUGAACCCUUUAAAGAAAAGCCAAGCAGCAGUCUACGCGACUGUACAGAUCCAGGUAUGAUUUGUUUGGGUAACUUAAUUAAUCUCCCCCUCCCAAAGGUGACUUGGAUCUUACGAGGCUCAUACAUGGGGCUUCGUCUGACAUGUGUUGGAAAAUAUUACAAAAUAUUUUUUUUAAGAAUCUCGCAAAUUGUACAGUGAAGUGAUUUCCUGGUCCCAGCGGAUGUCUCUCUCUCUCUCUCUCGCUCUCCAGUGGUAUUCAGUGAAUACGACCAUAUUAUUUAAGUAAUGGUUCAACGCCAACUAAUGUGUUGCAUAUCUUUUCUCUUUGGUAUCUAUUUAACCCAAUGCCAAGUGAUUUUCUUUAUUUUUAUUUUUAUUUUUGUUAUCCAUUUUUGUGAUAGAUCAAUCACAGAAAAAUUAACUGGGCAACGAGUAUAUGUAAAAAAUUUUGUUACUCGAAGAACAUUUUUUGGCGAUAAUUGAUAAGUUUUUAAAAGCAAGGUUCGUUGUGGAACAUUUGAGAUGCCCAGCUCACGAGAUCUUAUGUACUCCAGAGUAGCAAGGCGUGUUUUCACGUAACUUUGUUUUUUUUAUUUUCUUUUGCGCAUGACGAUGUUUAAGUACUGUUGUCAAUAUAACGAAUUGAGAAUGAGCUAAGCAAGUAACACAUGAUUAUCGGUUUGAUUAUUUUAAAAAUAAGUGAAAUUUAUUUAUUCAUAUUAAAAUACAUAUACUCAGCCGUAUUCUGUUAGGUAUUAAGUUUAGAAUCAAUCAAUUUCUUUUUAUAUCAUAUUAGUAUAUGUAUGUAUAUUGACUGA